Messenger RNA from Penaeus chinensis, 1405 nucleotides. RefSeq names its product glycosaminoglycan xylosylkinase-like. The coding region runs from base 253 to 666 and encodes 137 amino acids. Gene Ontology annotation, cellular component: Golgi apparatus. Gene Ontology annotation, molecular function: phosphotransferase activity, alcohol group as acceptor. Lineage: Eukaryota; Metazoa; Arthropoda; Malacostraca; Decapoda; Penaeidae. Gene Ontology annotation, biological process: protein phosphorylation. The transcript is spliced from 4 exons. The record is from RefSeq and is a predicted model, not a curated record.
UCCAUUAUUUCCAUUAUUCCCACUGCUAUCAUUAGACAAAGAUGCUCAGCUGUUUCUCUUCCAGACGACGUGGCGUGUUUCUACGGUGUAUGUCGCUACUGCAAAAAUACGAAACCCGUUUGCGCGACAAACGGGGUCUUGGAGGGGGUCGUUAUAUUAUGGUUUCCGGAUCACCUUACUGUCGUUAAAUUACUCCACCCUUGGAGGUCCGGAUUUAGGUGGGAAACAGACGCGAAUUACUGUGAAAAACUCAUGACGGAGGAACAGCCUUCGAAGAUUUUAGACUUCAUCGACGAGUCCGUGUUUGACUUCCUCAUCCAAAACGGCAUUAGAUACCAUGCUGUGUAUGUCCAGGAUGCGCCAAAUUCUUCACUUGUACCCAUGGACAAUGGCAAGAGCCUCGGCGAUCCCAGAGUCGACCACAUGGAUCUUCUGGCGCCUUUACUACAGUGUUGCAGGAUACGCCGGGCCACGUACGACAGGCUGGUCCUCCUGAGUGGCGGUGGAAUGUCCAGGGCACUUCGAGAGGUCCUCGCCUACGACCCGGUCUCCCCCGUGCUCUCCGACGCUCACCUCCAUGCCAUAGACCGGCGCGUAACCCACGUCCUGGCCGCUCUCAGUGCUUGUAGCGAGAAGGAGGGUGGAUGGCAUAAUGUUCUUUCUUAGCAGGGUAGAUAGUAAUAACUUGUCUGUUGAGGUCGUGAGCACUAUAUAUUUUUAAAUGUGUUUGUGAGGCUUGAGGCAGUAUGGUUAUGGAUAUUUCAGACUAAACUUUUUGAAGCGAAUGGGACAUUUUUGAAGAUUAGUAGCAUCUUAGUUGUACUUGAUCUCUCAUAUGCAUAUUUCAGUUCUUAAUUAAUAUUGCAAUUAUUUCUGUAUUAGAUAUUAGAGUUAGGCGUAUAUUUCCUUAAUUCAGAGCAGCGACCUGCUCCACCUACAGCACCAUCGGGAACAAUAACACAACCCGCCCGAAAGGUAUGUGGAUUCGACAGUGGCGCCAUCUGUUGAAGGUGACAGUCCAUAGGAAAACAACAAUUUGCUGAAAAGUACGCCCUUACAUACUGAGGCGUGUUAAGUAACGAGUCCAACGGCAGCUAAGAGAAUACAGACUAAAACUAAUGUGUGAAUGGAAGCAUAAUCUAAUAAAAGAAUAAACAAUAAAUCAACAAACUUAUUCAAGUAAACGAGUAAACAAGUAAAAGGUGCAAAUAAACGAGUAAAACAGGUGCAAAGGCGACUAAAACAACAACAAGCAGCAAACAAAAACACGAUUUUGAGCUUCCAUUUACAACAUCACAUACCGGCGAUUCAUCAAAGAUAUCGAUAAAGAUUACCAUUUCUUUUUAACUUUGAUAUCUAAGAAAAUAUCUGAUUCGUAGUUCUUAUUUGCACGUGGCGUAAAAAU